This is a messenger RNA of Aedes albopictus (Asian tiger mosquito), 1428 nucleotides long. RefSeq lists its product as uncharacterized. Bases 1 to 1428 code for a protein of 475 amino acids. NCBI's taxonomy places the organism in Eukaryota, Metazoa, Arthropoda, Insecta, Diptera, Culicidae. Gene Ontology annotation, biological process: DNA integration. Gene Ontology annotation, molecular function: nucleic acid binding. The record is from RefSeq and is a predicted model, not a curated record. The transcript has a single exon.
AUGCAUCGGGAUAAAGCAGGACCUCUCAGCAGUGAGGAGUUAAAGCGGGCGGAGACAGUCAUAUUCAGACUCAUCCAAGGAACUGAGUAUCUGGAGGAAUUGAACAUACUUCGCAAAAAUGAUGCCGCACAACCAGAACAGCAUAAGCAGGUCCAGAAAAGCAGCCGAAUCUUCAAAUUAUCCCCAUUCUUGGAUCCCACCGGGGUAAUUCGAAUGCGUUCCCGCAUUGCAGCAGCAGAAUGCAUUCCAAGUGAAGGCAAAUUUCCCGUGAUCCUGCCGAAGGAUCACCAUGUCACAAAACUAAUCAUCAAUUGGUAUCACCGGAAGUACAACCAUGCCAAUAACGAAACGGUGGUUAACGAGAUUCGGCAGAGGUUUCACGUUUCUGAAUUGCGGAGAAUCGUCAAGAAGGUGGCCAGCAACUGUAACUGGUGCAAAGUAUACAAAUCCAAGCCCCAGAUCCCAUCAAUGGGUCCUCUGCCCUCUGCUCGUCUAACGCCGUAUACGAGGGCUUUUACCUUUACAGGACUGGAUUAUUUCGGGCCAAUAAAUGUUCGCCGCGGUCGUGGAGGCGUCAAAAGAUGGGUUGCGCUUUUCACCUGUCUAGGAACCCGAGCAGUCCACUUAGAAAUAGCCCACAGCCUGUCUGCAGAAUCCUGCAAGAUGGCAAUUCGCAGGUUCAUCGCCCGCAGAGGUUCGCCUCAGGAAAUUUAUUCAGACCAAGGGACCAACUUUCAGGGUGCCAGCGCGGAGUUAAAACAGCAGAUGGAGAUAACAAACCGAGAUCUAUUGGAAACCUUCACGAACGCAGAAACGCAAUGGAAGCUGAAUCCUCCGUAUGCUCCUCAUAUGGGAGGCAUAUGGGAAAGGCUCGUACGGUCAGUCAAGACUGGCUUGACGCACAUGGAGUUGCCGAGGAAUCCGGACGAGGAAACGCUGAUAACGGCUCUAGCAGAGGUGGAGUCCAUGGUAAAUUCGCGCCCUCUAACAUAUCUACCGAUCGACAGUGAGGAGAGCGCUGCCUUGACUCCAAAUCACUUUUUGCUGCUGAGUUCUAGCGGAGUCGUCCAGCCAUCGGCACGGCCAACGGAGGAAAGUGAAGUUCUGCGGUCAAACUGGAAGCAUGUUCAGGUUAUGCUGGACCGCUUCUGGAUGAGGUGGAUUCGUGAAUAUCUACCUGUGAUCGCCCGGCAGCCGAAAUGGUUUGGAGAAGCUAGAUCUAUCAAAGUGGGAGAUCUGGCGAUCGUAGUGAACGAAGGCGUCAGGAACAGCUGGACCAGAGGAAGAAUCUCCCGAGUAUAUCCUGGACGUGACGGACGAGUACGAAGCGCAGAUGUGCGAACUGCUGCUGUCAUCAUGCGACGACCGGCUACUAAACUCGCCAUCCUGGAUAUUGCCAAUGAAGGAAGUACCGCUGAAGAAACUUGA